AUGGCUUCCUCUACUCUACCGCGCCGCAUAGAUGUGCACUCACACUUCCUCCCACCUUUCUACCGCACCGCACUUGCUGAAAAUGGGCACGAGAAGCCUGAUGGUAUGCCUGCGAUACCGGAAUGGUCCCCCGAAGCCCAGUUAGAAAUGAUGUCCGCUGCCAACAUCACCAAAGCCAUCCUCUCCAUCUCCUCGCCUGGGUCAUACAUCAACGACCAGCUCGGCGUGGGAUUGACCAGGCAAUGCAACGCCUACGCCGCGCAGCUAAAGUCCGAGAAGCCAGAGAAAUUUGGGUUCUGGGCGAGUUUGCCCCUGCCAAAUGUCCAUGCCAGUCUGGCUGAGAUAGACACGGCGUGGCGCGAAGGCGCAGAUGGAUUCGGUCUGUUGACGAAUUACUACGGUCAAUAUCUCGGUGACGCGGCGUUCGACGGUGUGUUUGACAAGUUGAACGAGUUGGGCGCGACGGUGUUCAUCCAUCCGACCGUGCCUUGUAUUCAUGGCGAUUCGGGUGUGGGAUGUACAAAGGCCGCCCCAUUUGGCACCGCGUACCCGAUUGCCAUCUUUGAGUUCUUCUUCGACACGGCGCGCGCGGUGGUGAAUCUCUUCACCAGCGGGACGAUUGAUCGGUGUCCGAAUAUUCGCUUCAUUAUUCCGCAUGCGGGAGGGGCGAUGCCUGCGCUUUUCACGCGGUUUGUGCGGUUUAGUUCGAUGGUGCCGGGCGGGCGCGUGUUAGAUGCGGCGGUGGUGAGGAGGCAGCUUGAUGAGCAGUUCUACUUCGAUCUUGCUGGGUUUGUAUUUGAUGGGGAUGAGGGUGGGGCGGGGCAGUUAAAGGCGCUUGUGGAGGGAUUGGAGAUUGGGAGUGGGAGGUUGAUAUAUGGAAGUGAUUUUCCAUUUACGAAGACGCCGUUGGUUAGGAAUUUUGCGGCUAGGAUGAAUGGUGGACUGGAAGCACUUUUUGACGAGAGAGAGAGAGAGAUGAUAUAUGAAGGGAACGCAGAGAAACUACUGAGCGAGAGGGGAAGCCGGUAA
Messenger RNA from Parastagonospora nodorum SN15, 1029 nucleotides. RefSeq lists its product as hypothetical. Gene Ontology annotation, cellular component: cytoplasm; cytosol. The coding region runs from base 1 to 1029 and encodes 342 amino acids. The record is from RefSeq and is a predicted model, not a curated record. Gene Ontology annotation, biological process: secondary metabolic process. Lineage: Eukaryota; Fungi; Ascomycota; Dothideomycetes; Pleosporales; Phaeosphaeriaceae. Gene Ontology annotation, molecular function: carboxy-lyase activity; hydrolase activity. The transcript has 2 exons.